AUGGGGCAAGCAUCUUCGUCCCAACGCGCAGACUCGCUGCAUACCAGUUACAACAGCACUAAUAACAACCACGACCGCACCAACCGCAACUUAAGCAAUACCUCAUUGCACCCACUUUCGCAUUACCUGUACGAUCAGCCCACGGAACAACAACAUCUCCCCGAGCAUCUAAAUCCUUCUUUACAUCGUUCACAUCACUCUAUUGGUGGGGUUCAUACGAUGCCACACAGCCAUGUAUCUCUUCCUUUGAUCUCUCAAACUGCGCCUCCGUCUUUGUCCCCUUCCACUACUCAUAUCGCCACAUUUUCAAAUCCAAGUGACACAAAUCCAUCCCAUCUGGAGGACAGCUCUCUUGUAAACAUGGAACACAUGGGGCCACACAGUUCUUCCGCCACGCAGGAAACCUCUGCCUCUAUUACUAGACGACAGUCGACUAUGUCCCGUCUUGGUUCCAGGAUCCUUCCAAACGCAGUGAUUCGAGGAUUGCUAAACAGUGGUGAGGAAACACCAGUGGAAGGCCGUGCUCAUCGAAUCGGUCUUCUCUCUAGAACUCUACAUCGGUCCGAAUCUGCUCAUCAUUCGCACCGCUUUUCAUCAUUUACAGGGUCAAGCUCAAGGGGAAUUUCAAGAAGGCGUUCAAUACGUGGCCCAUACCCCCUUCCACGAGGCGAUCCCGCAUUUUUACCGGAUCCACCCCCAAAUCCCACAUACCUGGAUCCUACCACCACUGAACGUGACUCUGGAUCUUCAAGAUUGUCUUGGCGUCAACGGGCAAGACUAAGUCAUGUAAGACAUUCCAUCGCUGCUCCGAUAUCGCAUAUUUUUGGCCAGCCAAACGUACCGCCCGAGUCUUCUCAGACGGUGAUGCUACCGCCGCGUCGUCCAACUCGACCUGGAUUUUCAGAGGAUGGCGACUACCUUCCGCCACCUGCAACAAGAAGUACUCACCCAACCUCCCCAACCACUCCUCCUCGACCUUCUCGUACCUCGUCAUCCCCGCGAAGACAUAUUCUGCCACGUACUAGGCAUAUUCGAUCGACGCGUAGAGAUGAGCAAGCUCCGCAGACUCCUCUGUCCCGCGUUCUGCAAUUGGCAGCAGCGGCUAUAGCCGCUCAACUUUCUGGGAAUACCCCACCCGCAAUCCCCAAUAUCCAGGCUAUUGGUGGUGACGGAGCAGAGGGAUCCCUUGAAAACUUCAUACAAAGUUUACAGCAGGCGACAACUGUCCAAACACAGGGAACAGGAACUGAGGACAAUAAUGGAAGUACCCAGAGGGAAGCUGGUUUACCGCACGUCAAUUUCUUGAGGGUGUUCCGCUUCGUUAAUCCGGAUAAUUCCGAAGAUAGCUCAGUAAUUGGCCGUCCCAACCAGCCAUCUGAGGACAUCCAAAACAGUGGACCUGAUAGAAUGGAUAUUGAUGACCACCCUCCAGUUGAAGGGGCCCAGGACAGACGGUUGGUGACUUUGGUGGUAGUAGGAGUAAGGUCAGUUCCCUCCAUAAACAACGGAUCCGACUUGAAUACUGGACUCCACGCCCGUGCCUCGCUGGAUUCUCUACUCCGUUUACCAUUCAUCACACCAAAUAACGUUUCGCGGAACGAGCGUGGCUCCAGUGGAUUACUUCGGCGUGCUGAUAGACGGUCUAGAUUCUCCAGCCAUCGUCGCUCACUUGGAGGCAACACAUUUCCGGCCAAUUACGACAGUCAGCGUCAUCAAAGAUCACAUGUAGCAUCCCGUAACCAAUCGGAUUUAGCAAGCUCAUUACCUACAGUUCUAUCGGAAAGCCCUCCAGGUCCCAAUCCACCUCCAUCUACUCCUGCAGAGCCCGGUCUAUCAAACGUUUCAUCUGGAACCAACAGCCCGAGUCGGCGACCAUCAUCGUCCUCCGCAGUGCUGCCGCACUUAAAUGAGAACUCUGUCCAUGAACCAGACGAGUCUUCUGAAGAGAGCCCAUCUUUUAGCAAUGUACGCCAGCGUCGUAGAAGCGACUCUGAAACCGCCCGACAUCGUGGGCUCGGUUCCGGAGCAGCAAGGCGAAACGGCGUUGUUGAACCCGACACCUCCUUGCCGUCCGGUGGAAGGAGCUGGUUGAUAUAUGUUGUUGGAACGAACCUAUCUGAAAACCACCCAGCAUUCGCGACUCCAAGUUUGUUCACUGAUAACCCUACCUAUGAGGACAUGGUGCUUCUGUCAUCACUACUUGGUCCUGCCAAGCCACCCGUAGCUUCCCAUGAAGAUAUUGCUUCCGCAGGAGGAAUAUUCCGGUUGGUUGAGUAUGGUGGGGCUCUGAUUGCUGAAUCGGCGGAUGCGUCUGAGAAUACCCAGAAUAUCCCCAUCACGGAGAACGAAAGAUGUCUUAUCUGCCUUUGUGACUACGAAGCAGCAGAGGAGGUCAGACAGUUAACCAAAUGUCGUCACAUUUACCACCGUGAAUGUAUUGACGAGUGGCUCACGACUGGUCGCAACUCUUGUCCAUUGUGUAGAGGUCAAGGUGUAUCCAACUCGGAAACCAACAACAAUGCCAACACCAACCACCAGCAAGAGACGGUUUCAUAA
Molecule: messenger RNA, 2556 nt
Organism: Paracoccidioides brasiliensis Pb18
Exons: 3
Coding region: 1-2556 (851 amino acids)
Source: RefSeq, a predicted model, not a curated record